This is a messenger RNA of Ictidomys tridecemlineatus (thirteen-lined ground squirrel), 2008 nucleotides long. The record is from RefSeq and is a predicted model, not a curated record. NCBI's taxonomy places the organism in Eukaryota, Metazoa, Chordata, Mammalia, Rodentia, Sciuridae.
GGCCCCGGGCGCCGACGUGGACUCGGCGACAAACCUGGGAUCCAGCCUCAGGGGUAGCAGGACCCCCACUCUCGACACCGCUCGCUUCCUGAACUCAGCCGCAAAUCCUUCUUAGACUCCGGGUGCUACAAGUUCACCAGAUCCCAGCAUGCCUUCAGAGACGCCCCAGGUGAAAGAGGGGUCUGCAGGGUGCCCCCACCACCUGGGGAAAGGGAGCCCAGAGAGGGGGCCUCCAGGGGACAAGGAGGCCAAGGAACAUCUGUGGACCCGGCCUGACCUCCCCAGCAGGUGCACCUGGCAGCUGGGCAGGCCCAGUACGGACUCCCCGCACCACCACGCGUCUCACCUGGAGGCUCUGACAAAUUCUCCAAAAAUCUUGCCAGAUAUUCUGAGGAAAAUCGGGAACACCCCGAUGGUCAGGAUCAACAAGAUCGGGAAGAGCGCUGGCCUCAAGUGCGAGCUCCUGGCCAAGUGUGAGUUCUUCAACGCGGGCGGGAGUGUGAAGGACCGCAUCAGCCUGCGCAUGAUUGAGGACGCCGAGCGCGAUGGGACCCUGAAACCCGGGGACACGAUCAUUGAGCCGACAUCUGGGAACACAGGGAUCGGGCUGGCGCUGGCUGCAGCUGUGAAGGGCUAUCGCUGCAUCAUCGUGAUGCCGGAGAAGAUGAGCAUGGAGAAGGUGGAUGUCCUGCGGGCCCUGGGGGCGGAGAUCGUGAGGACGCCCACCAACGCCAGGUUCGACUCCCCCGAGUCCCAUGUGGGCGUGGCGUGGCGGCUGAAGAACGAGAUCCCCAAUUCCCACAUCCUGGACCAGUACCGCAAUGCCAGCAACCCCCUGGCCCACUACGACGCCACCGCGGAGGAGAUCCUGCAGCAGUGUGAUGGGAAGCUGGACAUGCUGGUGGCUACUGUGGGCACGGGGGGCACGAUCACAGGCAUUGCCAGGAAGCUGAAGGAGAAGUGUCCUGGGUGCAGAAUCAUCGGGGUGGACCCGGAAGGGUCCAUCCUUGCGGAGCCCGAAGAGCUGAACCAGACGGACCAGACCUUCUACGAGGUGGAAGGGAUUGGCUACGACUUCAUCCCCACGGUGCUGGACAGGGCGGUGGUGGACAAGUGGUUCAAGAGCAACGACGAGGAGUCCUUCGCCUUCGCCCGCAUGCUGAUCGCACAGGAAGGACUGCUGUGUGGUGGCAGCUCCGGCAGCGCCAUGGCUGUGGCUGUGAAGGCGGCCCAGGAUCUGCAGGAGGGUCAGCGCUGUGUGGUCAUCCUGCCCGACUCCGUGCGGAACUACAUGUCCAAGUUCCUGAGUGACAAGUGGAUGCUGCAGAAGGGCUUUUUGAAGGAGGAGGACCUCUUGGUGAAGAGGCCGUGGUGGUGGCACCUGCGAGUUCAGGAGCUGAGCCUGUCGGCCCCGCUGACUGUGCUGCCCACCGUCACCUGUGAGCACACCAUCACCAUCCUCCGCGAGAAGGGCUUCGACCAGGCGCCUGUGGUUGAGGAGUCGGGGGCCAUCCUGGGGAUGGUGACUCUUGGGAACAUGCUGUCGUCCCUGCUUGCUGGGAAGGUGCAGCCGUCAGACCAAGUCCGAAAAGUCCUCUACAAGCAGUUCAAACCGAUCCGCCUGACGGACACGCUGGGCACCCUCUCGCACGUCCUGGAGAUUGACCACUUUGCCCUGGUGGUCCAUGAGCAGAUCCAGUCACGGGACCAGGCCUGGUCAGGAGUGGUGGGGGGGCCUGCAGACCACAGCAAUGGCGAGUCCAGUGAGCGGCAGAUGGUGUUCGGGGUUGUCACGGCCAUUGACCUGUUGAACUUCGUGGCAGCCCGCGAGGAUGGGAAAUGAGCCUGCAAGUCCUGCGCCUUGCUCCCACCCUCCCUCUGCUUUUCCAGAUGCUAAGCAGAUUCCCCUGUGGGUGGCAGGAGCAGACAAAGGCCGUUCCAGGCCAGCCAGCAAAGGCCUUGGUGCCACCUGGUCUGGACAAUUCAUAAAAGUGGAACUGCAGUCUGG